Molecule: messenger RNA, 720 nt
Organism: Menidia menidia (Atlantic silverside)
Lineage: Eukaryota; Metazoa; Chordata; Actinopteri; Atheriniformes; Atherinopsidae
Source: the annotation of a GenBank genome assembly
AUGGAUCUCAAAGUAGAAACUGAGGAAAUGGAUUCAGAGCAACCUCCGCCCAUAGAAGUUUUUGCGCACAGGUCGACCCUCCACGGAAUCUCCCACAUCUUCACCUACGAGCGGUUCUGCAUCAAACGCUGCCUGUGGCUCGUUGUCUUCUUGGGCUCCCUGACCUUCUUGCUGUACGUGUGCGUGGACCGGAUCCACUUCUACCUCGAAUACCCGCACGUUACCAAACUGGACGAGGUCACGACCCCGAUCAUGACGUUCCCCGCGGUCACAUUCUGCAACCUGAACGCGUUCCGCUUCAGUCGGGUCACGCGCAACGACCUGUACCAUGCAGGAGAGCUGCUGGCCCUGCUCAACCAAAGGUACGAGAUCAGGGACGUACACCUCGUGGAGGAAAGUGUGCUGGAGAGCCUGAAGGUCAAAGCCGACUUCCACAAUUUCAAGCCAAGAUCCUUCAACAUGUGGGAGUUCUACGACCGCACCGGGCACGACAUCAAUGACAUGCUGCUGUCCUGCCACUUCCACGGCACAGAGUGCAGGCCAGAGGACUUCAAAGUGGUAAGUCUCUUUUUCCAGAAGAUCCGUUGGGGUGACAGUGCUGCACUGCAGAACACAGCCAUGUCACAUGACAGCGAAACCUCAGGGGAGCACAGAGACUGCAGUGUUCUAAGUCUGGAGCUGGAGUUGCUUUCCUACACCUGUGCCAACUGGGAACCCCUG